AUGACUGCUGAUAUCAAGUCUCCUUCCGUCUCCUUGAUGCAAGGCCACGUGGUGGGUACCCAGCUCAAAGACUCUUUUCCGCAACUCGUCGACGCCUUUUUGGGCGUCCCGUACGCUCUUCCUCCUGUAGGGGAGCGACGCUUCAGACCAGCAGCCAAGGUUUUGAGCUCAUCAGAUACCAUUGAUGCGUCCAAAUAUGGCCCCGCGGCUCCUGGUAAGGCACUUCUCUCUGGAGGACCAAAGCUCGUGCAGAGUGAAGACUGUUUAACUGCGAACAUUUUUCGACCAGCUGGAAGCAAUGAGACAGACAAUCUCCCUGUCGCAGUAUAUCUUCAUGGCGGUGCUUUCAACCGGGGGUCGGCAGCUAUGCACAAUACUGCGUCCAUGGUGGCAUGGUCAGAACGUCCCUUCGUUGCCGUGAGCUUCGGUUAUCGCAUUGGAGCCCUUGGGUUCUUGCCUUCGAGUGUCUCGCAGAAGGAAGGGGUCCUGAACCUUGGGUUGCGUGAUCAGGUACAUUUGCUGCAGUGGGUCCAAGAAAACAUCGCCAGUUUUGGCGGUGAUCCUACCAAUGUUACUUUGUUUGGUUUGUCCGCGGGAGCACACUCAAUUGGUCACCACCUCCUCAAUUAUGACCCAAAGAAAUCGCCAUUAUUCCACCGUGUCAUUAUCGAGUCAGGAGCACCAACUUCCCGCGCUGUUCGCCCAUAUAAUGCGAAGGUGCACGAGGACCAAUUUGCAGACUUCCUCCAAGAAGUCGGUUGCCCAGCCAGUUUGACCGAAGCCGAAAUCUUCCCAUUCCUACGCUCGCUCCCCACCUUGACUGUCACAAAUGCCCAAACAGCGGUUUUCGACAAGUAUAACCCUUCCCUUCGGUGGGCAUUUCAGCCCGUGAUUGAUGGAGAUAUAAUUUCUCGCAAGCCGCUCGAGGCAUGGGAAUCAAAUGUUUGGAAUAAAGUCCCCAUCAUGACCGGGUUCAACAGCAACGAGGGAACAAUGUACGUCGACAAGAAGAUGUCGGAUGCCUCCCAGUUUCGUGAGUUCUGGCAUAAUCUUCUGCCUGAGCUCUCGUCAUCUGAUCUUGACACAAUCGAAAAGCUCUAUCCUGACCCCAUGAUUGACUCUACAUCACCCUACGUUGAAAGCAGAGAGGGCGAGAGCCUCGGACCUCAAUAUAAGCGCAUUGAAGCUGCCUACGGACACUAUGCGUAUGUGGCUCCAGUCCGCCAGACAGCACAAUUUGCAUCAUCUCAGGGGGCUCCUGUCUACCUUUACCACUGGGCGCUACCUCGAACGGUGGUUGGUCGAGCAAACCAUGCCGAUAAUAUGUACUAUGAAACCUAUGAUAGUGCUAUCACAGGGAUUUCAGACUCGCAGAAAGAGUUGUCUGGAACGCUUCAUGCCUACUUGACUAGUUUUAUUACAACUGGUGAUCCUAAUCUCGUGCCUGGCCGAUAUUCUCGCCCAGAAUGGAAGCCCUUCCAGCCGGCGGAUAAAAUGGUUAUGGUCUUUGGAGAAGGAAAUGACGAAUUGAUUGGGGGUAAUGUGGCCCCCCUGCAAAAUGCGUUGCGGAUGAAUGGGCAAGAGAGCAGACGGACUUCUGGUGGUCGAAAGUUCCAAUUUCUCAACUUGCUUGAUAAAUGCAAAGCGGAAACAAUCAUGUAUAGAGCUCAGCCAGAAGCCUCUAUGAUUUUCUUCUGCUUACCCCCUUCCGUCAUCGCCUCCAUCAUGUGGACUGGAGUCAGUGUCUAG
Messenger RNA from Penicillium coprophilum, 1749 nucleotides. RefSeq names its product Carboxylesterase type B. Lineage: Eukaryota; Fungi; Ascomycota; Eurotiomycetes; Eurotiales; Aspergillaceae. The record is from RefSeq and is a predicted model, not a curated record. The transcript has 2 exons. The coding region runs from base 1 to 1749 and encodes 582 amino acids.